UUCCCCGUCCCACGAUUCUUUGUGAUGCGUCGUGAUGGUACUGGGUUUGAAUUGUUACGUCAUCAAGACGUUGACGAAUACUUGAAAGCUGCUGAAGAUAACGUUGCUACGGCUGCUUUAAGAACUCCUGUUGAGAGUUUACCAAACGUCUCCGGAGUUACUGUACUAAAACCUUUCUCAGGAGGAGAAGGAAGAAAAUGGCUAAAACACAAAGAUGAAAGUAAUCUUGUUCCGCUUGCUUUACGGGAAAGAGACUUCACGCAGUUUCCACCGAUAGAAAAAAAGAAAGAUGGACCAAAAUUUGGUACCAAUGCAGGUUGUGGACUAGUCAUUGGCAACAUGAGAAAGCCCGUUGAUGUAAAACCAUUAUUAACUUGUCCCAAAGUCUUGGUUUUACGUCAUUUUGUUCAAUAUGAGCCUUCAGACAUCGUACAUCGCAAAACUAUUUCAGCGGCAUUCCGUCAAUAUGGCGAGUACGUGACAAAACUUCAACUUCAGUGCGAUAACUGUCUACCGGAGGAGUCACGUGACACGGAAGAAGUAAAAAUAGCAAAUGGAUUGAAAAGGUAA
Molecule: messenger RNA, 570 nt
Organism: Xenia sp. Carnegie-2017
Lineage: Eukaryota; Metazoa; Cnidaria; Anthozoa; Malacalcyonacea; Xeniidae
Product: sperm-associated antigen 17-like
Exons: 2
Coding region: 25-570 (181 amino acids)
Biological process (GO): epithelial cilium movement involved in extracellular fluid movement; axonemal central apparatus assembly
Cellular component (GO): axonemal central apparatus
Source: RefSeq, a predicted model, not a curated record